Camelina sativa (false flax) is the source of this 2081-nucleotide messenger RNA. RefSeq lists its product as uncharacterized. The record is from RefSeq and is a predicted model, not a curated record. Gene Ontology annotation, molecular function: protein binding. Lineage: Eukaryota; Viridiplantae; Streptophyta; Magnoliopsida; Brassicales; Brassicaceae. Gene Ontology annotation, biological process: ERAD pathway.
UUAUCUUUCAAAUCCAAAAUAUUGUAUCUAUCUCUCUAAUGGCGACCACCGGCGCCGCCGCUGCCACGGCCACUGCCACUGAGAUUGGAAACGCAGAAAUCAAACAGCCUCGAUCGAUAUUUGACUUGCCGGCCGAUUUCUUUGACUCGUGUCGGUUGUCAAAUCCUUCGGAGACUCAAUCGUCGACGUGGUUAAUACCAGUACCACCCGCGGAGGAGGAGAAGAAGAAGAAGAAGGACGGCGUGAUUCUGGAUAGAUGGACCUGUAAUACUUGUAAAAUUGACUUCUCUUCUCUUCAAGAUCAACGCUCCCACUUCAAAUCCGAUCUUCAUCGCCUUAACAUCAAGCUGAGUGUUGCUGGCAAGCCUAUUUUGAGAGAAGAAGAUGUUGAUGAGUUGACGUCUGAAUCUGUCCAAGACUACGAUGUCUCUAGUAUAUCAGGAUCAGAAGACGAAGCUGAGACUAGACACACACUCCACUUUGAUCCUCAAAAGGGUAUUGAUAAAAAGAAGCUUUUUAUUCGUCUUCAAACUGGUGACAAAGUUUCCAUCUGGAAAAGCUUAAUCAUGGACGAGGCUGAAAUGGUGAAUGACAUUGGAUCUUCUUCUAUCGAUGAUUUUGGGAGGAGCUUGGGCGAGAUUGAAGUCACUGAGAGGUUGAGAAAUUUGAUUCCAGAGAAUACGGAUCACAGGCAAAUGUCUGUCGUGUUGCUUGCUAGUGGUGGCCACUUUGCCGGUACUGUCUUUAAUGGAAAGUCGGUUGUGGCUCAUAAGACAUUCCACAGGUAUGUUGUAAGAGCCAAGGCUGGUAAAAAGCAGUCCACAAAAGAUGGAAGCGGCGGGAGGAGUAUACACUCUGCCGGAGCCUCACUUCGUCGUUACAACGAACUUGCUUUAAAAAAGGAUAUUCAAGAGCUGCUUGCUAGCUGGAAGCCUUAUUUUGAUGGUGCUGCUUGUGUUUUUGUUCAUGCUCCCUCAAGCAGUAGGCAAUUACUUUUCAAUGGAGGCAAACCGUACUUUAGCAGCCAAAACUGUGCUGUACGAAACGUUCCAUUUACUAUCCGGCGGCCAACCUUCAAGGAAUCACAGCGUAUAUAUAAUCAGUUGACUCAGAUUGCAUAUGUAAUUGAGGAGAUUUUUAUUAAUCAACCAGAAGACACCAAAGCCAGUACAGUGGUGCAUACCCAUUAUGAGGAUCCUGGCGAAACCUCAAGAAACGAAGAGCCCAAUGAAACUUCUUCUACUAACGUAAUCUUAGAGGAACCAAAUCGUAUAGAAGAGGAUCUCGGGGAUGGAGUUACUGGUACGUCAACUCCCUUGCAUGAAGCUGCUAAAUCUGGUGAUUUUGAAAAAGUUCUGGAGUUAUUGGAGGAGGGUAUGGAUCCUUGUGCUAAGGAUGAAAGAGGCAGAACGCCGUACAUGCUUGCAAAUGAGAAGGAAGUGAGAAACACUUUUAGACGGUUUAUGGCAUCAAACCUUGAAAAGUGGAAUUGGCAUGAUGCUAAAGUACCCAGCCCGCUCACCAAAGAGAUGGAGGAAUCUCAAGCUGCCAAGCAGGCAGAAAAAGACGCCAAGCAGAAAGCAAGAGCAAAAGAGUUGAAGAAACUACGCAGAGCCCGAGAAAAGAAGGCUCAAGCCGAAGCUGCGCAGGCUGAGAAAGAGAAGCCGAUCUCUAAAGUGGAGGAAGUGAGGAGAGCAAUGGCAGCCCAGAGGGAAAAGAGAGCAGCCGCUGCAGAAAGACGGAUGGCGUCACUUAACAUUCAAAGCAGUUCAACGACAACAUAAUUUCCAACAAAUUUUUGAUAUCAUUCAUAUUUUUUUUAGUGUUCUUUUUUUUGUUUCAAUUCUGUACAAUGUAGUAUUAGCCCUGGGCAUAAUAUCCGGUAUCGAAGAAUCCUACCGGAACCGAACCGAUAAAAGCGGUAUCGGGUAGGGUUCGGGUUAAACAGAAUUACCGAAUGGGCUAAGAGACCUUGGUAAAAUAGACUUCGGUUCGGGUUCGGGUUGUAACUUAAGUAUAUUCGGCCACCGUUUUAGAUCCGUUUAACCUAAAUGCCUAAUAAAGCCUUGACCCAUUAAGGC